Messenger RNA from Rattus rattus (black rat), 1795 nucleotides. RefSeq names its product VRK serine/threonine kinase 1 (gene Vrk1). The record is from RefSeq and is a predicted model, not a curated record. Bases 542 to 1765 code for a protein of 407 amino acids. NCBI's taxonomy places the organism in Eukaryota, Metazoa, Chordata, Mammalia, Rodentia, Muridae. The transcript has 12 exons. Gene Ontology annotation, biological process: signal transduction; peptidyl-serine phosphorylation. Gene Ontology annotation, cellular component: nucleus; cytoplasm. Gene Ontology annotation, molecular function: ATP binding; protein serine/threonine kinase activity.
GACAGAGAAGCGCGGCCUUUCUCUCGCCCCGCCUUCCCCGCCGCUCGCAGCCAAUGGGAAGGCUCUGUACUACGAGGUGCAGAGGGGACAGCGCCGUGGGCAAGUCGCAAGUCUAGAAAGCGGCGGGAAGUUCGUACUACGCUGUGGACGGCGAGUUGGCCGCUCUGGGUAGGGAGCCCUGGGGUGGCGGCGGGACGGUGGGUACAGCGACGCUUCAGAGAGGCGCCUGCUCAUCCGGGUGUCAGGCGGCGCGGCUGCUGGGUCGGGUCUGCCCGGGAACCCUCGCCUCUCUGCCCGCUCGCGGAGCUGCCGGAAGCCCGGUUCUAGAAGGCCGCCCGAAGCCUGGACAGGGCCAGGUGGCGGACACCGGGACAGAAAUCUGGACCGGCCGAGCUUACCUCUUCCUUAGCAGCGGUGAGGUGAGGCCUCGGGGCACACCCGCGGCCGCUAGCUUCUCGUUUCCUCCCUGGCCUUGCUCCACAGGUCUCCACCGCCGGUGACCUGUCUCCUGUUGCAGUGUCUUCAGAGGCAAACAGUGAAAAUGCCUCGUGUAAAAGCAGCUCAGGCUGGAAGACAGGGACCUGCAAAGAGGCGCCUCGCAGAGCAGUUUGCCGCUGGAGAGAUCAUAACCGACAUGUCUAAAAAGGAAUGGAAACUAGGCCUGCCUAUUGGCCAAGGAGGCUUUGGCUGCAUCUAUCUGGCGGACACAAAUUCUUCCAAACCGGUCGGCAGUGAUGCGCCCUGUGUUGUGAAAGUGGAACCCAGUGACAAUGGACCUCUUUUUACUGAAUUAAAGUUCUACCAGAGGGCUGCUAAACCAGAGCAAAUUCAGAAAUGGAUUCAUACACAUAAAUUGAAGUAUCUUGGUGUUCCUAAGUAUUGGGGAUCUGGUCUACAUGAUAAAAAUGGAAAAAGUUACAGGUUUAUGAUAAUGGACCGCUUUGGGAGUGACCUUCAGAAAAUAUAUGAAGCAAAUGCCAAAAGGUUUUCUCGGAAAACUGUCUUGCAGCUAAGCUUAAGAAUUCUGGAUAUCCUGGAGUACAUCCACGAGCACGAGUAUGUGCAUGGGGACAUCAAGGCCUCCAACCUCCUUCUGAGUUACAAGAACCCUGACCAGGUGUAUUUGGUUGACUAUGGACUUGCUUAUCGGUACUGCCCAGAUGGAGUUCAUAAAGAAUACAAGGAAGAUCCCAAAAGGUGCCACGACGGCACACUGGAGUUCACCAGCAUCGAUGCUCACAAUGGCGUGGCCCCAUCUCGACGUGGUGAUUUGGAAAUACUUGGUUACUGCAUGAUCCAGUGGCUCAGCGGCUGUCUUCCUUGGGAGGAUAACUUGAAAGAUCCUAACUACGUUAGACAGUCCAAAAUUAGAUACAGAGACAAUGUCGCAGCUUUGAUGGAGAAAUGCUUUCCUGAGAGGAAUAAGCCAGGUGAGAUUGCUAAGUACAUGGAGACUGUGAAACUACUGGACUACACUGAAAAGCCGCUUUACCAAAACCUACGUGACAUCCUUCUGCAAGGACUAAAAGCUAUAGGAAGUAAGGAUGACGGCAAACUGGAUUUUAGUGCUGUGGAGAACGGAAGUGUAAACACAAAACCAGCUUCAAAGAAGCGGAAGAAAGGCGCUGUGGAAGAAGAAAGCUCAGUGUGCGCUGUGGAAGAAGAGAGCCCAGUGUGCGCCGUGGAAGAAAGCCCAGUGUGCACUGUGGAAGACAUGGAGUGCGCAGACACGCAGGCGCAAGAGGCCAUACAGACUCGUACGUGAAGCCCCUUGCUUAUUGCUUCUGUGUAGCCC